CCGGGGGAGGGCGCCCGGGCUGUGCUUCGCCUUAUAUAGAGCGACUGGGGGCGCACGGUAGCUCUCUUGAGUCACCCCGCGCAGCCUAGGUGUGGCGAGCGAGUGGCGCACUGUUCGGGCCCACUCUAUUCUAAUACUCGCAGCGCCUUCUCGUCAAGAUGCCUGAGGAAGUGCACCAUGGAGAGGAGGAGGUGGAGACCUUUGCCUUUCAGGCAGAAAUUGCCCAACUCAUGUCUCUCAUCAUCAAUACGUUCUAUUCCAACAAGGAAAUCUUCCUUCGGGAAUUGAUCUCUAAUGCUUCUGAUGCCUUGGAUAAGAUUCGCUAUGAGAGUCUGACAGACCCUUCCAAGUUGGACAGUGGUAAAGAGCUGAAAAUUGACAUCAUCCCCAACCCUCAGGAAAGGACCCUGACUUUGGUGGACACAGGCAUUGGCAUGACCAAGGCUGAUCUCAUAAACAACUUGGGAACCAUUGCCAAAUCUGGUACUAAAGCAUUUAUGGAGGCUCUUCAGGCUGGUGCAGACAUAUCCAUGAUUGGACAAUUUGGUGUUGGAUUUUAUUCUGCCUAUCUGGUGGCAGAGAAAGUGGUUGUGAUCACAAAGCACAAUGAUGAUGAACAGUAUGCCUGGGAGUCUUCUGCUGGGGGAUCCUUCACUGUACGGGCUGAUCAUGGUGAGCCCAUUGGCCGGGGUACUAAAGUCAUUCUCCACCUCAAAGAAGACCAGACAGAGUACUUAGAAGAGAGGCGGGUCAAAGAAGUGGUGAAGAAACACUCACAGUUCAUAGGCUAUCCAAUCACCCUUUAUUUGGAGAAGGAACGAGAGAAGGAAAUCAGUGAUGAUGAGGCAGAGGAAGAGAAAGGUGAGAAAGAGGAGGAAGAUAAGGAUGAUGAGGAGAAACCCAAGAUUGAAGAUGUGGGCUCAGAUGAAGAGGAUGAUACUGGUAAAGAUAAGAAAAAGAAAACAAAGAAGAUUAAGGAGAAAUAUAUUGAUCAUGAAGAACUGAACAAGACCAAGCCUAUUUGGACCAGAAACCCUGAUGACAUUACUCAGGAAGAAUACGGAGAAUUCUACAAGAGCCUCACCAAUGACUGGGAAGACCACCUGGCAGUCAAGCACUUCUCUGUAGAAGGUCAGUUGGAAUUCAGGGCAUUGCUAUUCAUCCCUCGGCGGGCUCCCUUUGACCUCUUUGAGAACAAGAAGAAGAAGAACAACAUCAAACUCUAUGUCCGUCGUGUGUUCAUCAUGGACAGCUGUGAUGAGCUGAUACCAGAGUAUCUCAACUUUAUUCGUGGUGUUGUUGACUCUGAGGACCUGCCCCUCAAUAUCUCCCGAGAAAUGCUUCAGCAGAGCAAAAUCUUGAAAGUCAUACGCAAAAACAUUGUGAAGAAGUGCCUUGAGCUCUUCUCUGAGUUGGCAGAAGACAAGGAGAACUACAAAAAAUUCUAUGAGGCAUUUUCUAAAAAUCUUAAGCUUGGAAUCCAUGAAGAUUCUACUAAUCGGCGGCGCCUUUCUGAGCUGCUGCGUUACCACACCUCUCAGUCUGGAGAUGAGAUGACUUCUCUUUCAGAGUAUGUCUCUCGCAUGAAGGAGACACAGAAGUCCAUCUAUUACAUUACUGGUGAAAGCAAAGAGCAGGUGGCCAACUCUGCUUUUGUGGAACGCGUGCGGAAGCGGGGCUUUGAGGUGGUAUACAUGACUGAGCCUAUUGAUGAGUACUGUGUGCAGCAACUCAAGGAGUUUGAUGGGAAGAGCCUGGUCUCCGUGACCAAAGAAGGCCUGGAGCUACCGGAGGAUGAGGAGGAAAAAAAGAAAAUGGAGGAGAGCAAGGCAAAAUUUGAGAACCUUUGCAAGCUCAUGAAAGAAAUCUUGGAUAAAAAGGUUGAGAAGGUGACAAUCUCCAAUAGGCUUGUGUCUUCACCCUGCUGCAUUGUUACCAGCACCUAUGGCUGGACAGCCAACAUGGAGCGGAUCAUGAAGGCCCAGGCACUUAGAGACAACUCUACCAUGGGCUACAUGAUGGCCAAAAAGCACCUGGAGAUCAAUCCUGACCACCCCAUUGUGGAGACACUGCGGCAAAAGGCAGAGGCAGACAAAAAUGACAAGGCUGUCAAGGACCUCGUGGUGCUGCUAUUUGAAACUGCGCUGCUCUCUUCUGGCUUCUCCCUUGAGGACCCCCAGACCCACUCCAAUCGCAUCUACCGCAUGAUAAAGCUAGGCCUAGGCAUUGAUGAAGAUGAAGUGACAGCAGAGGAACCCAGCAAUGCUGUUCCUGAUGAGAUUCCCCCUCUUGAGGGUGAUGAGGAUGCAUCUCGCAUGGAAGAAGUAGAUUAGGAGUUGCCACUGAGAAUCUGCCCUCUGUAUAGUGUCCCCAUGGCUUCUACAUUAUUAGCCUUGAAUGGCCCUUUCCCACCUGGCUUCCUCUGCUGAUUGAUGUUCUAGUGGUUUUUCUCCUGUCCUUGGUGUCUUUAAGGCAGGAAACAGGGCCUUCAAGCCCCCAUCCCCUACCUAGUUUGGCAGCAGGGUUGGAUGUUGUAUUGUGUUUUUUUGUUGUUUUAUUUUGUUCCAGAAUUAAAGUAUGCAAAAUAAAGAAGAUGCAGUUUUAUACA
Messenger RNA from Sciurus carolinensis (gray squirrel), 2608 nucleotides. It is a transcript of the gene Hsp90ab1, whose product is annotated as heat shock protein 90 alpha family class B member 1. Gene Ontology annotation, molecular function: ATP hydrolysis activity; ATP-dependent protein folding chaperone; ATP binding. Lineage: Eukaryota; Metazoa; Chordata; Mammalia; Rodentia; Sciuridae. Gene Ontology annotation, biological process: cellular response to heat; protein stabilization; protein folding. The record is from RefSeq and is a predicted model, not a curated record. The transcript is spliced from 12 exons. The coding region runs from base 159 to 2333 and encodes 724 amino acids. Gene Ontology annotation, cellular component: cytosol; perinuclear region of cytoplasm; plasma membrane.